AUGAAACGAGACAAAGAGUCGAAUUCGACCGCCUCUUCCUCGGAGAAUAUUUUUGUGAAAGAGUCAAGUCAAGACCCUAUCUUCAAGACUGUUGGGCUGAUUUUAGCGCUUUCAAGUGGUCUCUUCAUCGGAGCAUCUUUCAUAUUCAAAAAGAAAGGUCUUCUUCAAGCAAGUAAACCUGGGGCAGCCAUCGGAGAAGGAUAUAGUUACCUGUCAAAUGGAUUAUGGUGGUUUGGCAUGACAUUAAUGAUAAUUGGAGAAAUGUGUAACUUUAUAGCUUACGCAUUCACACAAGCUAUCUUAGUCACGCCUCUAGGCGCGCUGAGUGUAGUUAUCAGUGCUGUCCUUUCUUCGAUAUUUCUUAAAGAGCGACUUAAUAUGCAUGGAAAAAUUGGCUGUGCUCAGUGUAUAUUCGGUGCUAUUAUUAUUCUGAUGCACGCACCGGAUCAACAGACAGCUAAUACUAUUGAUGAAUUUGAGCAUCUGUUUAUUCAGCCUCUUUUUCUCGUGUAUGUUGGCCUCGCAAUUCUCGGCAGUAUUAUAGUAAGGUGGAAAAUAGCACCAAAAUACGGCUCAAAAAACAUGUUAGUCUACAUCGGUAUCUGUUCGCUGAUUGGCUCGUUAUCAGUCGUAGCUACUCAAGGUUUCGGACGCGCAGUCAUAACCUCAUUCAUGGGCGAAAACCAAUUCAAACAUUGGUUUCUGUAUUUUCUUGGUGCAUUUGUGAUCGUCACGCUACUGACACAGCUUAAUUAUCUCAAUAAAGCUCUAAAUCUUUUCAAUACUGCGAUGGUUACACCCGUUUACUAUGUCACGUUCACAAGUAUGACAAUGGUGAGCUCAGCUAUUCUGUUUCAGGGGUUCACAGCGCCCCCUGUGAACAUCGUAUCAGUAGUUCUUGGAUUCCUUGUGAUCUGUAGUGGUAUAGUGCUAUUACAAACUUCGAAAAACAACAACGGUGAUGGUCGAGGAGAAGGAACAUAUUCGCACGAUCAAAGAAUUAGUAUGGCAAGUGACGUGAGUCUUGAACCGGGUGCCUCAGAGUUCUUUGGUAGUAUACGUCGGUACUCUAUGCAUCAUGGACGAACACAUCCUGCACAUUCGUCAAUCGUGCAACAUCGACGAAGUAUGAGCUUGAGUUUUGGUGGAUACCCACGACGAGGAUCUACUAACGAUAACAAUAAUCACAACAUUGAUAACAGUAGUAACAUAUUAUCGAUCAUUGAUGAACAAAGCACGUCAAAUAUUUCUGUGCCAACUAAUCGUGAUAAAGGUAUUCGUGGAAAGAUUGAUACCACUUCCACAGAGAUUAGUAUAGCAAUGGGUGAAAUAAGAUUUACCGAAUCAAAUACUGCAAUUCGCACAACACCAUUUAUUCAUGCAACUGCACCAUCCAUCUCAUCAUCAAUAACAACGUCACCGCCAAGUUCACCGCCUCAGCCACAGUUAAUUCUCCCACCACCAUUAUCACCAUUACAACACCCAUUAAACUAUCUGAAAAAACAGCUGGGAUCGUCAUCAACAGCUGCCCCAACACCUGCUUUCCCCGAAUUCACAUCUUUAAAACACACCAGUGAAUCAUAUAGCGGUACAGAAGUAGAUCGAAAAGGAAGCACAGCAUCCAGACGAUCGCAGAAUAAGCUUUCGAUCAUAGAUAAAUUUAAAUUUGGACUUCAUCCUGGUGGUGGAAGUAGUGGCGGUGAUGAUGAUAAUGAGGAUUACGAGGAAUUAGUGAAUAAAGCUAAUGUAGGUGGAGGUUCCGAAGCGAUGAUACCUGUCAAAAAGAAGGGCUCGAAGAAAAGUAUUAAGGAUGCAGAUCGUAAAGGAGGUAGUGGAUAUGGAAGUGAAGACGGUGAUGAUUCAAGUGGAAGUAUAAGUCCAAUAGAAUAA
Messenger RNA from Ambispora gerdemannii, 1890 nucleotides. Lineage: Eukaryota; Fungi; Glomeromycota; Glomeromycetes; Archaeosporales; Ambisporaceae. The record is from the annotation of a GenBank genome assembly.